AUGCGUAGUUUCAGAGGCGGAAGCUUCAAGGCUGCGAAGAAGAAAGGGGAAAUAAUGAGCAAGGUCUCGAAUUUCUCCGAUCUAAUUCAACGAGUCGCGGCGUCUUGCCUGCUCCAUCCGCUCGCCGCAGAGAGGUACGACUCCGGCGACGGCGCCAGGAAUCGCGACGCCGAUGAGGUGUACGAGUACGAAACGGACGAGAACGAAGAAGAGGAAGAGGAGGAAGAGGAAGAGGAAGAUGAGGGACAGAGUCGAGUGGGAUAUUGCAGAGCGAAGGAGGUGGAGCCGAAGGAGACGAUAAUGGUGGAGGUUUUUGAGGCGGUGGCGGCGAUGAAGAAGGCGUACGUGAGGUUGCAGGAGGCGCAUUGUCCAUGGGACGCGGAGAAGAUGAGGGCGGCGGACGAGGCGGUGGUGGCGGAGAUGAGGAAGAUCGCCGUGCUGAGAGAGAGGUGGAGGAGGAUUAAUGUUUGUGGCGGCGGCGGCGGAAGAGGGAGAGGAGGAAUGGUGAUGUCGUCGGCGGCGACGGUGAGGGAGGUGGUGGCGCCGUACGAGGCGGCGGUGGAGGAGCUGAGGAGGGAGGUGAAGGCGAGGGAGCUCGAGGUUGAGAAUCUCAAGGAGAAGCUCAAGAUCUCCGCCGGAGGCGGCACCGGAGGAGGGAAGAAGGGCAGGUCUCCGUCGAGGAAGAAAGUCAGCUGUAGUCAAUCUCAAGUUGCACCAUCGCCAUCACCGGAGCUAUACGAGGCGGCAAUGAGCAAAGUAAACGACGCACUAAGAUCCUUCACGUCCCUUCUUCUCUCCUUAAUGAGGUCCGCCCAUUGGGACAUAGGCGCCGCCGUCCGCUCCAUCGAAGCCGCCUCCAUGGCGGCCGAUAACCCAACAGCCAGUGUCGGAACCAUAACCACAACCUCCUCGCCGAUAACCGCCCAGCACGCUAAGUACGCCCUGGAGUCCUACGUUUCACGUAAGGUCUUCCAGGGGUUCGACCACGAGACAUUCUACAUGGACGGAAGCCUCUCGUCGCUGCUCAACCCCGAGCAGUUCCGCCGCGACUGCUUCACCCAGUACCGUGACAUGAAGGCCAUGGACCCCUCCGAGCUUCUCGGGAUUCUGCCCACGUGUCACUUCGGGAAAUUCUCAUCCAAGAAGUACCUGGCCGUGGUUCAUCCCAAGAUGGAGGAGUCGUUGUUCGGGGACUUGGAGCAGCACCGCCAGGUCGUGGCUGGGAACCACCCGAGGAGUCAGUUCUACGGACAGUUCUUGGAGCUGGCCAAGGCCGUCUGGCUUCUGCAUCUGUUGGCAUUCUCGCUCGGCCCGGUUCCGAGCCUGUUUGAGGCCAGCCGAGGGGCUGAGUUUCACCCUCAGUACAUGGAGAGUGUCGUGAAGUUCCCCGGCGGGAGGAUGCCAUCGAGUAUGGUGGUGGGGUUGCCGGUGAGUCCCGGGUUCAAGCUGUGGAAUGGGGCGGUUAUCAAGGCCCGGGUUUACUUGGUGUCGAGGAGUUGAGGCGCUUACUCAAUUGUGAUGAUAUGUAUGUUAGUGAGGAAUGAGGAUCUUGUGUUGUUGUGUUUGAGGUGAAAGUGGGCAACAUAUAUUAGGACUGGGAAGCAAGUAAAAUAGUUGAUUUUGUAAUCUCUAAGUAGUAAUGGUUUGUUGAUGUUUUAUAUCAGGAGGGAAAACAAAAAAAAAGGUUUUGUUUAUGUUGAGAUGUGCAUUUUAAUGGCAUUCUCAAACUUCCUAUCAUGGUCAAGUUCAGGGUAAAACUUUAAUAGUACUUCUUGAAUCUGAUAUUGAUUAUGAAA
Morus notabilis is the source of this 1796-nucleotide messenger RNA. Its product is annotated as protein GRAVITROPIC IN THE LIGHT 1. Gene Ontology annotation, biological process: response to red or far red light; negative gravitropism. NCBI's taxonomy places the organism in Eukaryota, Viridiplantae, Streptophyta, Magnoliopsida, Rosales, Moraceae. The coding region runs from base 1 to 1500 and encodes 499 amino acids. The transcript has 4 exons. The record is from RefSeq and is a predicted model, not a curated record.